CGGAAGUCCACUUCUGUUUCGAAGCGGCUCGUUGCCCUCUCGGCGUGGGUCUGUGCGCUUUAUUUACUGAUUGGCUCAGUUUUAACAACGUUUCCGGGUGCUGCUAAAGGCUAAUGUCCUUCCUGGCGCCGUUGAACAGUCUCGUGCGGUUGUCUGUGAGCAGCACGUGCGCGCGCUAGUGCGGGCCGGCAGGAAGGGGCGGCGGAGGCGGGAAGGAGGAGCUGCUGCUGCGGUGCUUCUCUGUGUUCACGGCGCUCCAUUUCCUUGUCUUCCCCUGCGGCCUCGUCUCACCUCCCCGGGACGGCAAACUUCUGCUAACCCUAAAAAUGUACCGGUGCUUCGGAGAGCUACUCACCCGGGCAGCGGGCGGCGUCCUGGCCGCUGCCGCUGACUCGGCUCUCCCAGCGUCUACGUCCCUGCUGCGGUACCGCGGCUACAGCCAGGCCGUGGACCCAGACGAUGAUCCAAACUUCUUCACCAUGGUGGAGGGCUUCUUCGACAAGGGCGCCGCUAUCGUGGAGGACAAGCUGGUGGAGGACCUGAAGACUCGAGAGACCCCCGAGCAGAAGAGAAACCGGGUCCGCGGGAUCCUGAGGAUCAUCAAGCCGUGUAACCACGUACUGAGCGUCAGCUUCCCCAUCAAGAGAGACAGCGGAGAGUGGGAGGUGAUCGAGGGCUACCGGGCUCAGCACAGCCAACACCGGACGCCCUGCAAGGGAGGUAUCCGUUACAGCACAGACGUGUCUGUGGACGAGGUGAAAGCUCUGGCCUCGCUGAUGACCUACAAAUGUGCCGUCGUAGAUGUGCCGUUUGGUGGAGCCAAAGCUGGAGUGAAGAUCAACCCAAAGAAAUACUCAGACACCGAGCUGGAGAAAAUAACCAGGAGGUUUACCAUCGAGCUCGCCAAGAAGGGCUUUAUCGGGCCCGGUAUCGACGUUCCUGCUCCGGAUAUGAGCACCGGGGAGCGGGAGAUGUCCUGGAUCGCCGACACCUUUGCCACCACAAUGGGACACCGUGACAUUAACGCUCACGCCUGCGUCACCGGGAAGCCCAUCAGUCAGGGGGGAAUCCACGGCCGCAUCUCCGCCACCGGCCGUGGGGUCUUCCACGGCAUCGAGAACUUCAUCAAUGAGGCGUCCUACAUGAGCCAGCUCGGGAUGUAUCCCGGUUUCCAGGACAAGACCUUCGUCAUCCAGGGUUUCGGGAAUGUGGGUCUUCACAGCAUGCGCUACCUUCACCGCUUUGGAGCAAAGUGCGUCGGAGUCGGAGAACUGGACGGAAGCAUCUGGAACCCCAAAGGCAUCAACCCCAAAGAGCUGGAGGACUACAAACUGGCCAACGGGACCAUUGUGGGUUUCCCGGACUCGACGCCGUAUGAAGGAAGCAUCCUGGAGGCCGACUGCGACAUCCUGAUCCCCGCCGCCAGCGAGAAACAGCUGACCAAGAGCAACGCCCACAAGAUCAAGGCCAAGAUCAUUGCAGAGGGAGCCAACGGGCCGACCACACCUGAAGCCGACCGCAUCUUCCUGGAGAGGAACGUCCUGGUGAUCCCGGACAUGUACCUGAACGCUGGCGGUGUGACCGUCUCCUACUUCGAGUGGUUGAAGAAUCUGAACCACGUCAGUUACGGUCGACUCACCUUCAAGUACGAGCGUGACUCCAACAACCACCUGCUGAUGUCGGUCCAGGAGAGUUUAGAGAGGAAGUUUGGGAAGCAUGGCGGCUCCAUCCCCGUUGUCCCCACCUCUGAGUUCCAGGCUCGGAUCGCUGGAGCGUCUGAGAAGGACAUCGUUCACUCGGGUCUGGCCUACACCAUGGAGCGCUCCGCCCGGCAAAUCAUGCGAACGUCCAAUAAGUACGACCUGGGUUUGGACCUGCGGACGGCGGCGUACGUCAACGCCAUCGAGAAAGUGUUCAAGGUUUACAACGAGGCCGGCCUCACCAUCACGUAGACCCGCCUCCAUCCACCUGUCCGUCUGCUCGUCCGUCCUUCAUCUCCGACACUUCAGAGUUUAGUUUCCACGGCAGCAGCAACAUGAAAUGUGGGUCUGAGUCUCUGCAGCCCCCCCACCCCCCACCCGUGUUUAAAAUGAAAUAAACCAAAGAAACUUGCGGUCACAGCGUCUGACCGACCGCAGACUGGCCAAAAAUAUGUGGACACCCCUGCCACACAGAUGAUUGAUGCUUAGAGUCCAAAAGGUGUGUGGUGACGUGGAGGAGCAUUUCAGGUCGUUUAAACAGACGACAGACGCACUUCCUACUGUGAUGUGUCCUGAAAGACCUGAGCAGGUGGAUGGAUGAAUAUUUUUGGGUUUGAACUCUUUGAAUUUAGCGAUAAAAAUCAAAAAUCAUAAACAUUUCUGAGUAGGGGUGCACAAACGGUGGCUUUAAUUAUCAGAAUGAAUGUUGGGAAAAACUUCUAAGAAAAGCUGCAAUCACUGAAUAAACAGAAACCUGAUUUAUUGUUAAAGAGCUGCAGAUGAAAUCCAUUUUUUUUCUCAUUUGUUCUCUAAAAUGUGGGAAAAACCCAAACGUUCUCUUUCAGGCUGGGUCUUCAGUAGAACCGCUGUCCCGCACGGCUCGGGUUAGAGCCGACGGGUUUCCCGGCUCGGCACACUGAUGGAAACCUUAAAGAUGGUGACGGGAAGUCUCCCCCAGAGGAGCUGGAGGUGCUUCAGCCUCUGUGACGUCAGCUAUGAGCUCAGCUCUGCUUCUUCUUCGCGUAAAGACGCUUCUGAGCAGCAUAAACCCGAUCACUGCCUCAGUCCAGUAGGUGGAGUUUCCCUCUGUACGCGCACUCUGACCUCGUUAGUUUACUGGAAACUGUUUCCAUCCCCUUUCCAGAGCUGCAGCUUCUCCCUCCUCACUCUUUAUUAAAAAGGGAAAUUUAAAAUUCACCCGAAAGCCUGCUGAGCACGAACGUCAGCAGUCAAAGGUUUAACAAAGCUGGACUUGGAUAAUCUCAGGUUUACUGGCGUCCUUCCUCACAGCUGAUCCUUACGUUUCGUGCUUUUUUAAAUUAACUCCACGUUUGGCUUCCUCAAACUUUUCAUCUGAACUCUCAGAAACUUUCUGUAACAACUCAAACAUACAGACUUCCUGCGCCCUCCUCAGCACAGCGCCCCCUGGCUGCGUGUCUGAAAUCUCCCGUUUUUAAAAUAAGUCCAGCUCAGUAAAUAAAUGCUUUUUCCAGUUUUAUAGUGGAGGGACCAUCUGCUGCUGCAAACACUGAACUCAGAUCAGCUCACUAAUGGGUGUCCACAUAUUUCUGACCACAUGUUGCUUUUCCUCUUCCUGUGCGAUGCCGUGCACGUGCCUCAGGACUGUAGCGCUGACGUUUCUCUGCCUUUGGGCCCAGAGCUGCUUCAGUAAAGGACUGUUCUGGUGUUUUUCUCUAUUUACAGAGCAAUAAAUGCAAACUCCUGUUUACUGCCGUCAGAGCUUUGCCUUAAAACCUGCAGUUUCAUACAAAUGUGUGAUUCAUAGCACGUUAUGUGGAGUUACACACAGAGAAAAGGGAUUCUCACAUAUUAUAUUCUCUCAUUAUAUUCUCACAGAUGAGCUGCUUCCAGAGCGAGAGUCCCAAAAACGUACCAAAUAUUAGUUUUCACUGUUUUUGUUCUUUAAAUGUUGAAAUCUGUAGAUGAAUUUUUAAAGAUUAAACCUUUAGCUGCAGCCAGGUUUUGUGCACAUUUUCAGUUUGCACAUAAAAACAAAUAUUUAUUAAAAAAAGUUGAAAUAUCACAAGUUUGUUUUUGUCAAAUGAGGGAAAGUUUACCAAUAAAAUAAAGUGUGAGUGCCUCCCCCUGGUGCGAGGACUCGGAUGAUUUAAAGUUUCGGAGGACGUCCGUUUCAUUCCAGCUUCUUUUUUUAUUUUCAGUUUAUUAAAAAUUACAAAAUAAAAUCUUAAUAAAUCA
Messenger RNA from Archocentrus centrarchus (flier cichlid), 3917 nucleotides. RefSeq names its product glutamate dehydrogenase, mitochondrial-like. Gene Ontology annotation, biological process: L-glutamate catabolic process. Gene Ontology annotation, molecular function: L-glutamate dehydrogenase (NAD+) activity. The record is from RefSeq and is a predicted model, not a curated record. Bases 327 to 1952 code for a protein of 541 amino acids. The transcript has 13 exons. Gene Ontology annotation, cellular component: mitochondrion. NCBI's taxonomy places the organism in Eukaryota, Metazoa, Chordata, Actinopteri, Cichliformes, Cichlidae.